Messenger RNA from Acanthochromis polyacanthus (spiny chromis), 516 nucleotides. RefSeq names its product small nuclear ribonucleoprotein polypeptide G (gene snrpg). Gene Ontology annotation, biological process: spliceosomal snRNP assembly; mRNA splicing, via spliceosome. Gene Ontology annotation, cellular component: U2 snRNP; U12-type spliceosomal complex; U4 snRNP. The coding region runs from base 105 to 335 and encodes 76 amino acids. The record is from RefSeq and is a predicted model, not a curated record. Gene Ontology annotation, molecular function: RNA binding. Lineage: Eukaryota; Metazoa; Chordata; Actinopteri; Pomacentridae. The transcript is spliced from 4 exons.
CGCAUGACGGAAGUCCGCUGCUCGACUUCCGGGUCUCCGCCGCACGCUUUCCUUCCGCGGGUUUGUGAAACGAAGAGCGAACGCUUUCAGACAAUACCGGCAAAAUGAGUAAAGCACACCCGCCCGAGCUGAAGAAGUUCAUGGAUAAGAAGCUUUCAUUGAAGCUGAACGGAGGCCGACACGUUCAGGGAAUCCUGCGAGGCUUCGACCCCUUCAUGAACCUGGUGGUGGACGACUGUCUGGAGAUGGGUCCUGGAGGACAGCAGAACACCAUCGGCAUGGUGGUCAUCAGAGGAAACAGCAUCAUCAUGUUGGAGGCCCUGGAGAGAGUAUGAGAGAGGAGCAGGAGGAAGAGGAAGAGAUCCACAACUUUUUACAUUCUGUUAACCGUUUUAUUUUUUUGUUAAAGACACACGGUAGUUCUAUGUCUGUGAAGAUGUCUGAUUGUCACUGACAGGGAUGUUUUGUUUGUUUUUGAAUUGUGCAACCUUGUGAAUAAAUUACUUUUUCUUUGUA